CUCAUACGUAGUAUGUUGCGAAUUUUUAGCAUUUGAUGUGCAAGGUUCGUGUCCGUCGAGAAUCUGUAGUUCACAACAAGUUCCUUUAAUUAUUAAAAAGUCUUUCACGAUUUUCGGUUAUCGAAGGCAUAUCAAAGUCAACGAUAAAAUAUCCCGCCCGUUUAUUACGAUCGGAAUAACGCUAGAAAGAGACAGGUAUCCUCGUAAGCAGUAGUACCCUGCAGAUACAUGAUUGCCCAAGAGAGUAAAGAUAAUAUAACGGAGGAAGAGAGAACGAAGGUAACCUUAUAGGACGGUAGAAGGGAUGCGACGAAAUCAGCCGUAAUUCGUUCAGGCUGUUCAUUUAUAUAGAAAUACGUUGAAAAUGUUUGAGCCUACGGAACAGGGAAAGGAUCUGUGCAUUCAUACGGGAAUUGUUCUUCGAGGUGCAAAUACAAGGGAAGACGAGGUUCACAGCUUAGGCACGUUGAAUAUUGUUGAAUAUAGUUUUGGGAAAUGUAUAGAAUGGAAACCGAUAGAGGAUUCUGUAGUAUCGGAGAAUCAAGAUCAAGACCCAGAGUGGUCUUUGGUAGAUACUCAUACCAGACGUACUCAUACUUCUUCGGAAGGACCAGAUUCUCUUGGACGUACGAGGACUGUUAGAAUUUUAUUCUCAGAUUUGAACUCCUUUCGUGUGAACCAUAGGGGGCAACAGCUCAUAUUUAUGCAAAAAGAUGGUACCACCUAUGUUGCCUUCUUUCAGUUAUCCAAUGCUGAAAGCUUUGUAAAUUCCUUGAAAGGUUUCAUUAAAUUUGUUAAGUCUCGAACGAAUAGAAACUUGUACAUUGUAAUGGACGAAGUGCAGUCUGUACUGACUAGAUCGUUCGCGGAAUUAGACUUAUUUCAAGAGAAUACUUCGGACUAUGUUUGGAAGUUUGUGAAAAAUCUACAUAACCGUCCAUAUGAAACAACAUUGGAAGCAUUUAGUAAACUGGCAGAUAUUUGGUUAUACAAAGAACCCGCUAAACGGCCAGUUGAGGAAGCAGUGGCAGAUUUGUUAAACAGUUCUCUUACCAUCGAUGUUCCUCACCCACCGGUAUCUGUAGGUUCUGGAGAGGAAUAUGAAGUGAUUGGGGGACAUGCAUUGGGUGUGACAUUACCACCAAGACCACCUUGUCCAAGAGGUACACCACUGUCGCAAGAACAGUGGAACAAAUAUAAGGAUCCAGAGGGAAGAGUUUCAAAUCCAGAAGAAGUAAAAAAUAUUAUUUUUCGUGGGGGUAUUGUACCAUCGUUACGUUUUGAGGUGUGGAAAUUUUUAUUAAAUUAUUACCCGUGGAACUCGACACAUGUUGAAAGAUUCGAACUGAAAAAAAAGAAGAUUGAUGAAUAUUUUAUGAUGAAGUUACAAUGGAGGUCUAUGACCCCGGCACAAGAAAGCAAUUUCUCCGAUUACCGGGAUCGAAAAAAUUUGAUAGAAAAAGAUGUGAACAGAACGGAUAGAACACAUCCAUAUUAUGCGGGUGAUAACAAUCCACAUUUAGCACAAUUGUAUGAUAUUCUUAUGACCUAUGUAAUGUACAAUUUCGAUUUGGGAUACGUUCAGGGUAUGAGCGAUCUUCUCAGUCCUAUUUUAUGUUUAAUGGAAAGUGAGGCUGACGCGUUUUGGUGCUUCGUUGGUUUCAUGGAUAAAGUGAGUACCAAUUUCGAGAUGGAUCAAGCUGGAAUGAAAGCCCAAUUGUGCCAAUUAUAUACUCUUUUGAGUACUGUAGAUCCACAAUUAGCAAAUUACCUGAAUAAACAUGAUUCAGGCAAUAUGUUCUUUUGUUUCCGUUGGCUUUUGGUAUUAUUUAAAAGGGAAUUCCACGCGUUGGAUAUAAUGAAAUUAUGGGAAAUAUUGUGGACUAACUUACCAUGUCCAAAUUUCCACCUGCUUUUGUGUGUGGCCAUUUUAGAUACGGAAAAAGUUCCGCUUAUGGAAAAUAAGUAUGGUUUUACGGAGAUAUUAAAGCACAUAAACGAUCUUUCACUCCAUAUCGAGUUACCUUGGACAUUAUCCAAAGCAGAGGGCAUUUAUUAUCAACUAAUGUCGGUUGCGGCCCAGUUACCUAAUAACGUUCGUACAAUAAUUGGCCUUGAAUCUUUGAACAGAGAAUCUGCAGCUGGUGAUGCAGAAAACGACGAAGCUUUCGGCCAUAACGCCCAAGCUGAUGGAAAUAAUAGUAAUUCGAGGAGAAAUAGUACAGAAAGUGGCAAUGUUAAGUUCGGGGCUAACGAAGUGGCGUUCGAACGUGGAUUGAACUUAUCGUACAUGUGAGACCAGGAUCGGUCGUUUAUCAUAA
Habropoda laboriosa is the source of this 2321-nucleotide messenger RNA. RefSeq names its product TBC1 domain family member 15 (gene Tbc1d15-17). The record is from RefSeq and is a predicted model, not a curated record. The coding region runs from base 365 to 2296 and encodes 643 amino acids. The transcript has 9 exons. Lineage: Eukaryota; Metazoa; Arthropoda; Insecta; Hymenoptera; Apidae. Gene Ontology annotation, biological process: activation of GTPase activity. Gene Ontology annotation, molecular function: GTPase activator activity.